AUGGCCGCUGCUGACGUCUUAGUUGUGAAUGGGGUCGAGGGUGACGCCGAGAACAACAGUUUCAGAGGCAGUCCUGACUGGACGAUCCCACUAUGGCGAGACGGAGAACAGGUCAAGACCGACGCGUCCUUCGAAAUUGUCUCCCCAGGAACAGACAAAGUACUCUACAAGUCUUCAGGCGCCUCAGUCGACGAUGCGACUGCUGCAAUCGCAGCCGCAGAGAAGGCGUUGCCAGCAUGGAGCCAGACAAAGCCUGGCUUCGGACGAGACCUGUUGUUGAAGGCGGCGGCAGAGUUGGCACGCCGCCAGGACGAUCUACGGAGACUGGAUCUACUGAGCCAUACUUCGACUUCGACUUCAAUUGAUGCUCUGGAAUCGCUGAAGAGUUGCGCCGGAUUGAUCUCCUCUGCGAGCGCGCAAGGCCAAGUCCCCAGCAUCUUAGCCGAAGAUCGAAGCGCUAUGGUCAUUAGAGAGCCGUAUGGAGUAGUCGUGGCUAUUGCUCCAUGGAACGCUCCAUGCAUUCUCGGUCUGCGAUCAUUCCUCGGCCCACUUGCUAUGGGCAACACUGUUGUGCUCAAGUGCCCGGAGAAGGCUCCUGGUGUAUACUGGACUCUUGCAGACAUUUUCCACAAAGCCGGUCUCCCAGCUGGCUGUCUUAACACGAUCAUUCACAAGCCAGAAGAUGGACCCGAGAUCACCGAGACCUUGGUCUCAUCACCGACUGUUCGCAAGAUCAACUUUACAGGCAGCACUGCUGUAGGAUCAAUCAUUGCUAGUCUUGCUGGCAAGCAUCUCAAGCCGGUGCUUAUGGAACUCGGCGGGAAAGCUCCAGCCAUCGUGUGUGAAGAUGCCGAUUUCGAAAAUGCUGCGCUGCAGUGCACUUUGGGAGCAUUCCUCUAUUCCGGUCAAAUCUGCAUGGCUACAGAGCGUAUCCUGGUGAACGCCAAGGCAACUGACAAAUUCCGCCAAAUCCUCGCUGGCACGAUCGAUGCAGUAUUCCCAGACAAAAACGGCCUCGUUCUCAUUGACCAAGCUCCAGUGGCGCGGAACGCAAAGCUCCUCAAGGAUGCUGUCGACAAAGGCGCAAAGGCCAUCUAUGGCGACAUCUCUGACAAGCGAGAUCUUGCCACCGCCAUGAGGCCUGUCAUUCUCGAAGGUGUCAAGGACAGCAUGGAUCUGUACCAUGCUGAGUCCUUCGGACCUACCGUGUCUCUCUUCAUUGUUGAGGAUGAUGAACAAGCUAUCAAGAUUGCCAACGAUACGGACUAUGGACUUGCCUCGGCUGUGUUCACUGAGAACUUGCAGCGUGGUCUCCGAAUCGCGAGACGCAUCGAGACGGGUGCAGUCCACAUCAACUCUAUGUGUGUCCACGAUGAGACGAACUUGCCGCAUGGUGGAGCGAAGGAGAGUGGCUUUGGACGCUUCAAUGGUGAGGAAGGGCUGCGUGAGUGGACGAGGACCAAGGCGAUCGCCUGGAAGAAUUAG
Molecule: messenger RNA, 1485 nt
Organism: Fulvia fulva
Lineage: Eukaryota; Fungi; Ascomycota; Dothideomycetes; Mycosphaerellales; Mycosphaerellaceae
Product: Salicylaldehyde dehydrogenase
Exons: 2
Coding region: 1-1485 (494 amino acids)
Molecular function (GO): succinate-semialdehyde dehydrogenase (NAD+) activity
Source: RefSeq, a predicted model, not a curated record